Messenger RNA from Dinoponera quadriceps, 6899 nucleotides. RefSeq names its product MAP kinase-activated protein kinase 2 (gene MAPk-Ak2). Gene Ontology annotation, molecular function: mitogen-activated protein kinase binding; ATP binding; calcium/calmodulin-dependent protein kinase activity. Lineage: Eukaryota; Metazoa; Arthropoda; Insecta; Hymenoptera; Formicidae. Gene Ontology annotation, cellular component: nucleus; cytoplasm. The transcript is spliced from 10 exons. Gene Ontology annotation, biological process: protein autophosphorylation; intracellular signal transduction; peptidyl-serine phosphorylation. The coding region runs from base 850 to 2121 and encodes 423 amino acids. The record is from RefSeq and is a predicted model, not a curated record.
UCAGUAGUCGUCAGGCCGUUUUUCCGGUCGGUUUAACGUGCGUCCAGCGGGUCGUGGUGGUCGCGCGCGUACCCGGAGUCAUCAUUAAGAUACCAUCGUUCAACGGUGAUCACGGUCCGCUUCAUCCUGACGACACUGAUCGGCGAAAACGUCGCGGACUCGGCCAGUGAACCGCGCGUUGCCCAACGUCGCGCAACUCGAACGCACCGGCUACCCUCGGGAAGACGCUGUCCGGGUCGGGAACCUCGCACAGUGCGGCAGCUUCCGGGAACGCUUUUCUUCGGCGAGUUUCGGGUGAUUUCCUCAUCGAUCCCGUCGGCCAGCGUCGUUGGCGAAACCUUCGUUUCGUCUCGUCGCCGUGCUCUUGCGCCUGAUUUCGUGUGAUUAAAGCUCCGAGCGUUAGAUCGGCGGGACGCUGCGCGCGAAUAAUGCCGGCAAAAGCUGCUCGCUCGUGAUUCCUAUGAGUUGUGAUCCUGUGGUGGCAGGUGAAGAGGCGCAGGUCGCCAGUUUUCAGCGCCGGCCGACCCGAUUAACUCUCUCGGCUUGACUUAAAAAGUCUUCCGAAAGAUUCGCAAAAAAAAAAAGAGAAAAAAAGCGAAAGACCGGGUGCCGUGGGCGGACUAAAACUCCUCUCCUAUCUUUCGCUCUGGGUGGUUUCUUCUUUCUGUAACGCACUCACACACACGUGCCACUCGCCGUGUGCGUGCGUGCCGCUGUUACCGUCGCACUUACAUCUGCGGGAGGUCGUCCCCGAAGGAGCCUUCGACUUUUACGGCACGCAAGGGGUCUGAUGCAUAGUCGGCCCCGACGAAUCGGGACUUAGCCGUGCGAAAGUCGAGAGCUGCAUCGAUGCCGAAAUCGACAACUAAGUGGAGAUUCUGGAGGAAGUCGAAGAGGGCCGUUCUCGAGGAGAACGAGCAGAAGGAGAGCAAACGUAAGCGCUCGGAACCAGUGGUGGUGACACAGUUCAUCGUGCAGGACGACCGAGUCACGGAGCAGGAACCGAGGCGAAAGACGAUGGAGCAUCCAUUGAGCAACAAGGGCGUUGAGAGCCGCCUACCGAAGGUCACGCAGAUCAUCGAGGAUUAUGAAAUCAGCAGUCAUGUGCUGGGCCUCGGUAUCAACGGCAAGGUCGUGCAGUGCUACGACAAACAAAAGAGACAGAAGUACGCCCUUAAGGUCCUACGUGAUUCCGUUAAGGCGCGGAGAGAAGUCGAGCUUCACUGGAAGGCGUCAGAUUGCAAGCACAUAGUCCAAGUGAAAGAUGUGUACGAGAACACCUACGGAGGCUGCAAGUGUCUGCUGGUAGUCAUGGAAUGCAUGGAAGGCGGCGAGCUGUUCCAGAGGAUACAAGACAGACAAGACGGUGCUUUCACCGAAAGAGAAGCCGCAGAAGUGAUGUACGAGAUUUGUGCGGCGGUGAAGUACAUACACGACAUGAACAUUGCUCACAGGGACCUGAAGCCCGAGAAUCUUUUAUAUUCGAGACCCGAUAGCACGGGAAUUCUGAAACUCACCGACUUCGGCUUCGCGAAGGAAACGUUUUCGAAGGAUAACACACUGCAGACGCCGUGCUACACACCCUACUACGUCGCCCCGGAAGUUCUGGGAACAGAAAAGUACGACAAGAGCUGUGAUAUUUGGUCACUGGGAGUAAUCAUGUACAUACUAUUAUGCGGCUUCCCACCGUUCUACAGUAUGCACGGGCACGCGAUGUCGCCCGGGAUGAAGAAGAAGAUACGGCAAGGGCAGUACGACUUCCCCUCGCCGGAAUGGUCGAACGUGAGCAUGGAGGCGCGGAAUCUUAUCGAGGGCAUGCUCUGCAUAGACCCAGCGCAGAGGUUGCAGAUCGACGAUGUCAUGCGCAACAAGUGGAUCGCCAGAUACACGGAGGUGCCCGCCACCCCCUUACACACUGGACGCGUUCUGCGUGAGGGCGAGGAGUCCUGGCCCGAGGUGCAGGAGGAGAUGACGCGAUCGCUGGCGACGAUGCGCGUGGACUACGACACGGCGCGAUUGAAGCAGCUCGAUCACACGAACAAUCCGCUGCUGAACAAGCGGAGGCGCGCGAAAGAGGCGAACGCGGUGCCGCCGGCCGCUAGUCCGACGGCCGCUUCCUAGGGGGACGCCGCCGCCGGCUUCGGAACCAGACGGAACUGGACUGUCUUCUUACGUAGAUGUGUCCGAUACAGCGUGGUCACCACGAGGAUCGUUUUCUGACUGCUACAUCUCACCAAGCGCAAGAGAUUCCGGAGUAGAAUAGUGUCGAAGGGUGCUUAGCUUAGGCCGCGCGCGACGCUUGAGAGAAGCGCGCACCGUGUCGCGCUUAUUAACGUUCGGUGUGUCACACACGGAAAAAGCAAUCCGAUUGGUGCAAUUGAAUUCUCCCCGUCGCCUGAGACCAGACGAAAACUUGGUUAUAGGAAUAGAAAGAUUCCCGUAGGAAGUAUUUAGUAAGAUAUUUUAGGCUUUCACGAUGCGGAGGAAUGCUUGAUUAGGCUUCUGAGUUAGUGCCAACAGUCUGUGAAGGGAACAAAUCCAUUGAAGGACGCGGUACCAAGUCUGAAGCCAAAUCAACAAGGGGAUGUCGGAGUGGCUGUCAAACUCCGGUAGGAAUAUCGGUAAUAAGGUCGUUGAUAACAUUACGUUACGACGUUAUCUUGACGUCAAUAGCAAAUAUUAUCUUUCGUCGACAGCUCUAGACGUUAUAUUAAAAUAAGGACUAACAAGAAGAAAUACAGUUUUUGGACUUUUUUUGUUUUCGGUAACAAAAUCGAGCGAGCUGUAUUAAUGUAUGUAUUAUCAUCAUGCGAAAGUAUUUAUGGUUUUACGUAGUCAGAAGCGAGAACAGUGUAUCCAAAAAUUCUGGUGAAUUCUGUCACUCCGACAUUCCCUCAAACGUUCCGGUCGGAGGUUUCUGUUCAGUCAAUUGCUCUCGACCGAGGUUUCUGCUCAGUCGUCUCGACCGAGUUUCAAUGCGACCGAACGUUUAAGCGAACGUGCCCAGUCGCGGUAACAGAGAUAUUGUUUCUUGCCGUCGAGUUUUCAUCCGGUCCCUGUUCAGUUGCAGGAACCGAGAUUGUUUUUCCGUGCAGAACGCGCGAUGGGUUUCGUUAACAGCGACGAUGUAAUACGCAACGACGACAAUAUCGCCCUAACGAACGCGAGUGAACGAGGCCUUCUUAAUUAUCGAACAACACCGUCCCCACCAGCUAGAUAAGGCUCGUUUACGAAUACGCGGGAAGUGUGUAUUACUUCCGUACGUUUUUUUUUUUUUAAUGCGCCAACCGCAAGUGACUAAUUCGUGCACGCGGAUGAAGGACGAAUUACACUGUCAUCGGGUACUAAGGAAAUGUAUAUUGCUCGCUUAUCGUCAGCUUAAUUCCCGUCAGGAUUAUAGAUCUAGCAAUUACAUUUAUUCCGAUACAAUGGCCUCGAGAGACGCUGACGAGGAAGUCGGCCAAUGGCUAAUCGGCAAAUGGUACUACUUGUAUGGACGGCAUCGUGUAUGCUGUAGCAUUCCCUAAACGGAGAGUUAUAUGAGAGUUAUAUGACGGAAAGUUACAUAAUUUUCAGCCUUACACAUAACAUAUUGAAGAUCGCAGAAAUAAUUAUUAUUUAAAAUUUGAUUUUACAUCUCUAGUAAUAGUAAAACAUUUCAAUCUAGGCAAUGGAAUCUAGUCGGCGCUGAUAAAAGUUGCAACAUUUUUUCUUCGAUAAGUUUCACAACGCAUUUCAUAUCCAAUAGGAAAAUAUAUUUCUUGAGAAUUACUAAGAAACGAAUUGGUCCUAUUGGACACUGAAACCGUUACGGAACUCAUCGAAAAAGAAGUAUCACGACCUUUAUUAUGUCGACUGUACAGCAUGCAUAACGCCGAUUAUACUAUGUCUUCUGACAAAUUUUUACACGUUCGCCACUACGUUUCAUCUGGGAAAUCGUUCACUACACAGACUACAUUCGUUUCUAUUUAUACAAUAGUGUAAAACAGACUCGAUUCGUUCACGUAUGGAUGAAAAUCGUAGAAUGAAAAAUUAUACUAUAAUUUUUAUUUUUGUUAAUUAUUAUUAUUAUAUAAUAAUUCAAUUCCCACACAUACACGACGUACGUCGGUCUCUCGUGAAAAACUGUCCCAGCAAACAUCAAUCAACAAUAACAUAACGUCGAUGUUAUAAUUUCCCACUCAACAAUGCAAUUGUUACAUAAUAGGCGUGUUAUGUUGCAUUUAUAUUGUUGAGUGGGAAAUUAUAACAUUGAUGUUAUGUUUUAUUAAUUGAUUUUUAUCGUUUGACGCGUUAUUAGUUGAUGUUUGACGCGUGGUAGCGAACGUGUUAAACUUACAACUUGCACUUGAAAAAGUGCAUGUAUAACUAGGUGCUAUGUUUUCUGAGUGUGUCUCUGUGCACAAGUAAUACAUACCUGUACUCUGGGUAUCGAUCAUGUUAUUUCACGUGAAAGAUUUCACUUUCCGUAUUACCGAUUUUGCGUGAACUUCUUCACUAUUCGCGCGAUCAUGUAAUUCUUUUGACGUGUAGAAAGUAAAAAUCACUCAACGUGAUUAAUGGUAUAAUGUCGGAGAAGUGAAUCUAUUAUUAAAAUAUCUAACCAACGCCUGGUCUUAAAAAUAACAACAUAAUUUUAGAAAAGUAACGUUUCUUGCAUCUCAGCGUAAUAGUGACGUUACACUCUGGAUCAGUCAUGUCACUAGGUUUCCACCUUCCCGCCAGUAAGUUUGAAGGUGAAGAAAAGUUGACGUGAGAAAUUUUACGCUUCACAAGUUCGCGUGAAACUUUUCACGUUUCCGUUCCGAACUGGGAAAGUUACGUGAUCGAUACCCUGACGUAUACGUCGGCGAUGAGAAACGGUCGCCUUUCACAACGUAACGCAAAAUACAAAAUAACGUGAUGGCUAUAUUUACCCGUACGCUAUGCAUUAAGAUUAGCUGUAGUGAUAGUUGCUCACACACUUCGAUAUCACGCUAGAGAAUUUAAUCUCGCUGCCGUCAGCUAAUCGGGCGCGCGAUGUAUCGUAAAAUAUCAUGCGCGAGGGACGACAUCUCACUGUAAUAUCGUCAUUUGUGCCCGUCCAGCUCGUGUCGAGUGUAACUAUGAAUUUCCACGGUUAUUGUUAUCCGCGUCGGUUUAGCAGGGACUUCGAGCUUCUCGCUCGGUCGGGCUAAUAGCGCAACCAAUUUCGAAAUUAUUGAAUAAUUUCUAUUCCAAUAACUAUACAUACAUAUAUAUGCUUGAUAUUUUCAACACACUUAGUUAUAUUUACAUACAUUUAUGCCCGUUUCCACCAUUAUAGUUUAAAUCUAAUCAACGAUUGAUUAAUUCAACGGGAUUGACCAACUCAGCCAAUUUCGUUUGGCUAAUUCCGUUGAGUUAAUCGUCGAUUAGAUUUAAACCACGAUGGUAGAAACAGGCAUCGGUCUCCGUUUAGGAUUGACAAAUAAUCACAGCGAGGUAAUUCGCUCGAAGGAUUGCGAGAUGUAUAUUAUCUUUUAGACACGACGUUGAAGCUGAAUUCAAAUGUACUGACCUUUUGCGCUCCGCUUUGUGCGCGACAUUGACGGUUUGACCUUUCACUCGGAUUCACAAUAUAUUCGUUACACAUCUCGCAUUAUCAAACUGAAAAGAAAAAAUCCAUUUAACAGUAGUAAUGUGCUACAUAAUCCGCACAUUUACUUUAAUUUGGCACAAUGUUGUGAACUGAGUUAACAUAUUGGAACAAAACGGCGAGGACACUCGAAGCCUGAGCGCAAACGGUUAAAAUCUGAUCAUUUAUUACGUUGCAAACAUUACAAAUUCUGUGUUUAUCCGAAAACGACAAAGUACUACGGAAUAAGUGUAGAUCAGUGUGUUCCAGUACUAUAUCGUUAGAUAGUGAUAUAAAAAUUGUAUAUAUUAUUUCUACUAACGCGCGUUCCGUGUCGGGCCAGUUUUACGCGAUCUGUCACAACGCGCGGGUGAAUUGCGCGGCAGGGAACGCGCGUUAAAUUUGUUCGCGAUAGAUAUUGUAUAAAUAUUUACGAUUGUGUAGAGAAAGGAGAACCGUUGGAGAUUCACGCAAGAGAAUCAAAUGAAAUGUCGGUCGAUCGGUUUUCGGCUAUGAAUUACUAUCGGGGAAAAUGAAGGAUGAAAAAGGAAAAGUUUUCGACGUGCCUGUAACUUCGGUCCAAGAGAAGGAUCGUGUUACCGCGAAUGCGAGUUCUCGAGUAUUCGAAAAGUGUCAGUAAAGAGAUACAGUAUCACUGUAGAGAGUAGUUCAUAUUUUAGAGAGAGAGAGAGAGAGAGAGAGAGAGAGAGAGAGAGAGCAGUCAUUUUUCAGACAUGUCUAAAAUAAUCACAGCCUAUACACGUGAGAGAGUUGUAUCCGUACAAAAUUUAUAUAUAUGGAGAGUUAUUCCAAUUCCAGAUCGUAGAAUGUAUCGUACAGAUAGUAUAGUUUUUAAUCGUAUACAGAGAGGGAGGGAGAGAGAGAGAGAGAGAGAGCAUACACAGUUCCCGUGUCCCCUACAUCGAUCGGUGGAUUCGAUUAUUGUGUCUACGAGAAUAACGAAGAUGAUGGUGUGGCCGUACACGCUAAGUCAAUUUCAAGUUAAACAAUUGCAUAAACGGUUAUUCAAACCGCAGUAGCGAGGUAUUUUUGUAAAUCUAAGGUGUGCCGGUUCGAUCUGCAUUUAAAAAAAAAAAAGGAUUGACAAUAAAUGUAAACCCCCGUAACUUUCACCUCUUACUUACCGUUAUACUCGCAUCCGGUUGUGGUUCUCGGUAUUAUCACACAGUGACGUCAGAGUCGCGUAUUUUUAACACACACGACAGCUGUAAAUUUCACAUACACUAAAUAUAAACUAAAAUGUUGACAAUUAAAAGAUUAAAGAAAACAUUUUGUAUCCAUC